CGAGUAGCUGGCCACAUGGAGGAAGGCGUUCAGAGUCUUGCUGUCCAUCAAGACAGUUGACGACAGGGCAGUUUAUGGGGAUCAUGGCAGGGCAUCAUGGGCGCUAUCAUGGCAACCUGUCUUUGCCAUGUCCUCUUUGGCUUUAUCGAGGGCGCGGUUGAGGGCUUCCGAUGCAGUCAUCUGUGUGAGGUUGAUGAUAGCCAACAUUGGCAACCUCUAUCUCGGACCAGCUUCUCGGGAACCGUGGAAAUUGGGGACGGGAAGGUCACAGGUAACACAUCUCAUUUCCUCACUCUAGCUCUCAAAUUUGGCCUCUGCCAUCCUGUUUGUUAUAUGACUCUCGUUGAGGUCGAUGCACUGGCCUUAUUCCAUAGAUGAUGGCCAGCCCUGUGCUUUUGCUUCUUCUUGCAGGCAUCGUCCUAUUCUCUAUACCUCUAGUUCUUUUAGAACAUAUCAAUCUUCAAACCAAAUCAUGAAAGCAAACAUCAAUCAUAUCAAAGCGAUGAGACGCAAACGCAGCUUGCCGAGUCGGAGCCG
Molecule: messenger RNA, 537 nt
Organism: Neurospora tetraspora
Lineage: Eukaryota; Fungi; Ascomycota; Sordariomycetes; Sordariales; Sordariaceae
Exons: 1
Coding region: 97-378 (93 amino acids)
Source: RefSeq, a predicted model, not a curated record